Geodia barretti is the source of this 3099-nucleotide messenger RNA. Lineage: Eukaryota; Metazoa; Porifera; Demospongiae; Tetractinellida; Geodiidae. The record is from the annotation of a GenBank genome assembly.
ACCGGACACCGCACGGUGUUUCACGAAGGGCAGGGAGCAGUGUCCAUCGUGGGAUCUGUGUCUCUGACUGAUGAUGAUGACUCAAUGCUAACAGAGCUCAAGUGUUCUCUGACAAACCCUUUUGACGGUACUAAUGAGUUCCUAGUUAUCAGAGGUACAGUACCGAAUGGACUGACUGCCACUAUUUCAAGUGAUGGCUACAGUGUCACAUUCACUGGUACUGCCGACAUAUCCUUUUAUGCAAUGGCUAUAACACUAAUUCAAUACAACAGCACCACCAGUAACCCCACAGAUAUGGCAAGGGAGGUCAAUUGCUAUGCUUCUGACGCCAUUGCAAGAAGCAACUUUGCUGUUGCAGAGAUCAUAUUCGUCACAGUCAAUGAGAAUCCUACUCUAGACCUUGACAGCCUGUCAACUACCGUCAACUACAGUGCAAACUUUGUGGAACAGGGUGGCCCUAUACAAAUCACGGGAGAUGUCGUGAUAAUUGAUGAAGAUGACAACACGAUGGGCUCACUAACUGUCACUCUACUCGAACCUUUCGCUGAGGAAUCGCUGUCACUUGAUUCAGGCUAUACCCUUCCAUCUCAACUAACUCUCACUUCGUCUACCUCGCGAUUGGAGAUCAGUGGGUUAGCUCUCAUACCAGCCUACAGAAGUUUGCUUUCGAAUGUUGUCUACAACAAUACAGCCGUGGAGCUAACAGAUACCACAGACCGUCUGGUUCAGUUUGUACUGCAGGAUGAUGGUGGAGCCACCACCAAUCCCGCAUAUACCCAGAUCUCAAUCACACCAGUUGACGAUAACCAACCAGUAUUUGAGGAAAUCCCAGAGGCCUUUGUUUUGCUUGAGAAUGCAACUAGUGGGACAGAGGUGGGAAGAGUCAAAAUAACAGAUCUUGAUGAGCCGACUGGAAAUGAUAUACCGAGUUUUUCAAUCACCGCAGACUCAAUUCCCACAUUUGGAACAUCAGACUUCUUCAUUGUCAACAACCCAGACGACAUGUAUGAAGGCAUUAUACGGGUAUCAGAUGGAAAUGCUAUUGACUAUGAUGACCAUGCCACCAACUACUCCCUCAUUGUCUUGGCUAGAUCGGGACUUUUCAUUACAAGCAUCACUGUUUCCGUGUCAGUGACCAACCUCCCAGACCUCGAACCCAUUUUCACGACCUUUCCGCUCACGUUUCAAGUAUCGGAGAAUGAAACUCUCGGCGCACCACUCUCACCAUCAAUGGUUGUAGCUGUAGAUCCGGAUGCCCUCGACACGAUUGAGUAUGACAUCACUGGAAAUGAGAUUGGAGGGGUACCUCUUAUUGAUAUUCACUCUACUUCUGGUUUGCUAACUGUUGUGGGUCACAUCGACAGAGAAAUCCAUGGAUCGGAGUUCGUAGUAAAUAUCAGUGCCAGGGAUUCAAAUACUAAGACAUCAUACAUAGCCACAGUAAGGAUCCUUGGAAUCAAUGAGUUUCAUCCAAGAUUCUCUGCCCCAACUUACCUCGCCUUUAUUACUGAAAACGAACAGCCAAGUGCUGAUCCAAUCGCGACUGUCUCCGCUACAGACGUAGAUGAAGUAUUAGGUGAUCGGAACAUCACGUACACACUCCGAAGUGGCAUUGGUUCACAUCUGUUCAGCAUCGACACCAGUUCAGGCGAAGUAUAUCAGUUGCAACCAGUUGACUACGAACAUUUUAACACCAUAUCACUUGUGGUUGAGGCAAAUGAUAACGACCCAACUCCAACCGCACUAACAUCCACAGCUCAAGUAGAAGUAACCGUAGGAAAUAUCAACGACGAAUCUCCAUUCUUUAACAAUCUCCCAGCUGAUAUUGUUGUCUCAGAGCUGGCGUCUCAGCAUGCUGCAGUUUUCACUGUAGAUUUUGGUGAUCCUGACAUCAACUAUGACCUGCGGUUCAUCUCAAUAGGAUUGAACACGUUUGCCAUUGACACUGCUACUGGAGAGGUGACUGUCACAGCUUCCCUACUGGAUGCUGAUGAAGGGCAAAGAAGGUUCUUUUUCAUUAUUGAGCUAACUGAUCAGAAUACAGCUGCCGAGUUUUCCUCCGUCCGUACAAUAUCGGCUCAACUGAACAUAACGCUGGAGGACAUAAACGAUAUAGUUCCGGUUUUCUCUGCAGACAGCUAUGAGGGAGAAGUAAUGGAGAACCUUGAUCCCGGGCAGUCUGUGGUACAAGUGUCAGCCACUGAUGGUGACUAUGGUCUAACACCAGAAGGACAGAGCAACGGAAACAACAGAGUGCAGUACUUGCUUGGGUCCGAUGCACCAGAUGGACUGUUUGUCAUCAAUAAUGAAACCGGUCUCAUCACUACUAGUAUCACUCUAAAUCGUGAAGACGGGUCUGAGUAUGUAUUUACUGUGAUUGCUCGCGACUCACCGAUCUCGGAAUCGUCUAAUCUUCGCACCACACAAGUGAGGAUCAAUGUGAUUGAUGUCAAUGAGCACAACCCUGAAGCCGAUCCUAGCCAGUACUACAUAUUCGUGGAGGAAAACACCUCAGCCAUUUCUUCAGACAUUGGCUGCAUCCCAGUGGAGCACAGAAGUGGAGCCAGGUUUGUACCUGAGAGAGCUGAAAGAAGCAUCUCUGACGGACUCAGAGGUGUUUGUGGUUCUCUGUCAAUUCAUGACUGUUGGAGGAGAUGGGUCCAUCAGUCUCGAGGAAGUGACAUACAUGGACGGAGAGAACUGCAUCGAUACUGUCGCAGAUCCUCUCUGGAUGCAGACUAUUGAUGCAGUCCCAAGGAACACGAGGGAGUCAACAAUCAGUGUGCCCCUUUCAGAUGACACGGAGAGUGAUAUUCUUGGGGUGUACACAAAUGGCCCUACUGACGAUACACGUGACAGGUUCCUCAAUGUAUGGAGCACAUUUAUGGAAACGGAAUAUGAAAUUACCGACCGAAUUGUCAGUUUCCAGUCUCCGACGUACGUACAGGCACUUAACGGGGGCAUUGCCAAUGGCCGCUACCAGUGCAACCUUACCACUGGUAAUGAAAUAGAAAGGGGCGUUCAGUAUGACCCACGAGAGUUCUCCAACUGUAGCACAGUAGAAGGUGGCUUUAGCGCAGGCAGCCUUUCCUCCACCUA